AGUAAAAUAGGGUCACACCUGUACGGAAGGUGUAUGUCCCUUGUGUAAUCUAACUACCUGAUCACGUUUUCGGUAUAACAAGAUGGCGACUUACACCUCCGGCGUCGUUUUCCUAGCCAUUUCCUUUUCGGUAAUUGGUUUAGCUGCCUCAAACAUUUGUUAUUCUACAAAUAGCAGAUACAGCUACUAUAAUGGUGGAUUAGAAUACUACACAGAUUCUACCUACUGUUCCUCCUCGUCAAGAUGCUGUACCGCAACAUACGGGCUCGCUGCUUCCUGUUGUUCCAGUGGCAUAUACUACUACUACUAUGAUGUGAUCUACUAUUCUGCGUCUCUCUCAACUGCAGCAAUAGCUGGAAUAGUGAUCGGCUGUCUCACAGGAAUUGGUGUAUUUAUCGCCAUUAUCAUCUGUUGCUGCUGCGCCUGUUGCCGUAGUCAAGGCAGGAGACAGGCCGGGCAGGUUUUGAGUCCUGUCGGUGGAGUAGGGACCACAGUAAUCUCGACACAAAACACAACAACACAGCAAGCCUAUCCUCAGAUGCCACCGAACCAAGCCAUGAGUCAGCCCUAUCCCGCCUACAACCCUGCAUUUGUACCGGAUUCUGCCCCAACGGUUGGACCUGGGGCUGCGCCCUAUGCGAAUGUGGCCCAACCACCCCCAUAUGAUAACAAAUAUUGACUUGUUACGCCAACACGAACAAUUGCUCGUUUAUUAUAAUAUUUUGCAUAAUUGCUGCUAAUCUUAAAUUUGUUUGGAUUUUUAUAUAAAAUGUGCUUGUAAUCAAUCCCAAAAUAUAUAAGACGUUUAUCAGAUGUGACAGAUAUCAAUAUUCAAGUAUUAGCAGUGAUUGAGUGUAAUAUGGUAUAUGUAACUGUGGACCUGUCCUAUUUCUAAUUAUUUUACAGCUGACUUUCAUUUUGCUUAUUUUGAAAAUCGUUUGUAUAAUUAAAGAAUACAUUGAAACAAUCAGAGGGUUGUAGAGGAGGUACCAUGACCAUUAAAGAAUACAUUGAAACAAUCAGCGCGUUGUAGAGGAGGUACCAUGACUAUUAAAGAAUACCUUGAAUCAAUCAGAGUGUUGUAGAGGAGGUACCAUGACUAUUAAAGAAUACCUUGAAUCAAUCAGAGGGUUGUAGAGGAGGUACCAUGACUAUUGAAGAAUUUUACGUACCAGUUCUUCAAUUUCACUUCGAACAUUUUAUGUUGUAAUCUUUUGUUACAUGGAACUAUUUGCUUUAUUAACAUUUGAUAUAUUUAUCCUUUUAUACAGAAAUGAAUAAAUUCUAUAAUUUGUAUCGCUCAAAUAAAAAACAAUUCUUCAUA
Molecule: messenger RNA, 1324 nt
Organism: Mizuhopecten yessoensis (Yesso scallop)
Lineage: Eukaryota; Metazoa; Mollusca; Bivalvia; Pectinida; Pectinidae
Product: cysteine and tyrosine-rich protein 1-like
Exons: 4
Coding region: 83-679 (198 amino acids)
Source: RefSeq, a predicted model, not a curated record